AUGGGCAGAGGGAGACGCUUUCGUCCGGUUUGGUACGGCGUCUUCGGCGCGCUGGUGCUGAUGUUUCCAGCCAAAACAGAGAUAAGUUGCAGGUCGUGUCAGCUGGCGACGGGCGAGUGGCGACCGAGGCAGCAGCUUUUGCUGCUGAAGCUGAAAAUGGACACCCCCGAGUCCCUCCUUCAGGCAACAGGGUCCCGAGGCGAAGUUGCCGGAGAUUUCGGCUCGUCGUCCGCCGGGGACUGGGAGCAGUGGGAGCAGCCUGAGAACGGCGAGCCGGAGGAGGGGAGGAAAGCAGCGGCGCCGUCGUCGAGGCGAAGACGGAGUACGAGCGGCUUUAGCUUGAACGAGGCGCUCGGCAAACUCGCUAAACUGGGCUCGACUUUAAGCCGCGGCAAAGUUCAUAAGCGCGAGCGCCGUGGACGUAGGAGCAGCAGCAGCUGGGGGGCAGAGAGCGGGGCGCCCCGGGCUGAGCUCAGGUGGAAUAAGGAGGAGAGGAGAGCAUCCAGCCCCAGGCAAGAGGAGCUGAAACUUACCAGCUCUACCUUCGCCCUGACCGGAGACUCCGCUCACAACCAAGCUAUGGUUCACUGGUCCGGCCAGAACAGCAGCGUAAUUCUUAUGCUGACCAAGCUGUACGACUUCAACCUGGGGAGCGUCACUGAGAGCUCCUUGUGGAGGUCAACCGACUACGGAACCACUUACGAGAAGCUUAAUGAAAAAGUGGGGGUGAAGACCAUACUGAGUUACUUGUACGUCAGUCCAAACAACAAGAGAAAGAUCAUGUUGUUGACAGACCCGGAGGUGGAGAACAGUCUGCUGAUCAGCACAGAUGAGGGCGCCACCUAUCAGAAAUACCGCCUCAACUUCUACAUCCUCAGCCUCCUUUUCCACCCUGAGCAGGAGGACUGGAUACUCGCCUAUAGCCACGACCAGAAGCUCUACAGCUCGGUUGAGUUCGGACGGCGGUGGCAGCUGGUUCAUGAAAGAGUCGCUCCGAAUCGAUUCUACUGGUCCAAAAUGGGUCUCGAUAAAGAGCCCGGGCUGAUUCACCUGGAGACCAGCAUUUCAGAAACACAGGCUCUUUAUGUCACCUGCAAACUGCAGAAUUGCACGGAGGCCAACAAGGGCAAACCGUUCCCCGGCUACAUCGACCCCAAUUCCCUGGUGGUGCAGGGCGAGUAUGUGUUUGUCCAGGUGUCAACGGGCGGCCGGCCAAUCUACUACGUGUCAUCAAGACGAGACCUGUUCACACCCAUGAAGCUGCCCAAGUACACCCUUCCAAAGGACCUGCAUGUGAUCAGCACGGAUGAGAACCGGGUGGUGGCUGCGGUCCAGGAGUGGAACCAGAAUGACACCUAUAACCUGUACGUCUCUGAGGCUGGAGGAGUCUACUACACCCUCGCUCUGGAGAACGUCAUGAGCAGCAUGGGACCAGAGGGCAACGUCAUGAUCGACCUGUAUGAGGUGGCAGGAAUCAAGGGAAUGUUUCUGGCCAACAAGAAGAUUGAGGAGCAAGUGAAGACAUAUAUUACAUAUAAUAAAGGCAGAGACUGGAGGCUGCUGCAGGCGCCCUCUUCUGACCUGCAGGGGAACAGCAUCCACUGCAUAUUGCCAUACUGCUCGUUGCAUUUGCACCUACAUGUAUCAGCAAACCCCUACACGUCCGGAAACAUAGCCAGCAAGGAGUCGGCACCUGGAAUCAUAGUGGCGUCAGGUUCUAUAGGUGCAGAGCUGACAACCAGUAAUGUUAGCAUGUUCAUCACAUCUGAUGCUGGAAACACAUGGAGGCAGAUUUUUGAUGAGGAAUACAGCGUCCUAUAUCUGGACCAAGGUGGAGCACUGGUGGCUAUCCGGCACACGCCCCUCCCCAUCAGACACCUAUGGUUGAGUUUCGAUGAGGGGAGAGUGUGGAAUAAGUACAGUUUCACAUCAUCGCCGCUGUUUGUGGACGGAGUUCUGGGCGAGCCUGGCGAAGAAACACUCAUUAUGACAAUCUUCGGUCACGUCAGUCAUCGGUCCGAGUGGCAGCUGGUGAAGAUCGACUUCAGGUCUAUUUUUAACAGGCGAUGCACUGAGGCGGACUACCAGACCUGGCACCUCCACAACCAGGGUGAGCCAUGUCUGAUGGGCGUGAAGAGAAUCUACCGGAAGCUGAAGCCCAUAGCCAGGUGUGUUAUGGGUAAGACCUAUUCAGUCAGCGUGACGUCGGAGCCAUGUGACUGCACCGAAUCUGAUUUUGAAUGUGAUUAUGGAUAUGAACGGAGGACAGAUGGCAGGUGUACUCCAGCUUUCUGGUUUCAGCCUUCAUCCAUGUCCAGAAGCUGCACUACAGGCCACACAUUCCUCAACAGCACUGGAUACAGAAAAGUGGUGUCUAAUAACUGCACUGCCGGUGUGAAGGACCUGUACACGGCGCGGAGACUGCCGUGCCCCAGCCAGGCCCCUAAAGGCCUCCACCUGGUUACAAGCGAGGGCAAGCUCACAGCCCUGCUGAGCCACAAUGUCACCUUCCUCGUUUUCCUUGAGCAGGGUGAUGGAUCAAGGACGAGCAUCACAGUGGACUUCGGUGAUGGCAAUGCUAUCACAUACUCCAACGUGAGCUCCAUCGAGGAUGGGAUCAAACACGUCUACAAGAACGUAGGAAUCUACCGAGUGUCUGCCACAGCCGAGAACAGCCUUGGGUCUGAGACAGCAGUGCUUUUCUUACAUGUUACAUGUCAGCUGGAGUAUAUCCAUCUCUCUGCUCCCUUUGUGGCGGUGAAAAAUAAGGAAGUCAACUUGACAGCGGUUCUGUGGCCGAGCCAAGUGGGAACCGUCACCUACAUCUGGUGGUUUGGGAACAACUCAGAGCCGGUAAUCACACUGGAGGGAAGUGUGGCAUUCACGUUCCCAAGGGAGGGAAUCAACAUCGUCACCGUGCAGGUGGCAGCUGGGAAUACUAUCCUGCAAGACAGGAAAACCAUCGCCGUCCACGAAUAUUUCCGGUCCCAUCUUUUGGCCUUCUCCUCCAAUCUGGAUGAUCACAACCCUGAUGUGUCCGAGUGGAGGCUGGACGUUAGCAGAGUCAUCAAAAACUCCAUGGUCCAAGCCACUGGAGUGAGUCCGGAGCAGCUGUUGGUCACUGUGUUGCCAGGACUGCCCACGGCCGCCGAGUUCUUCCUGCUACCAGACAAAGAAGUGACAGAGGGCAAACCAGAGAAAACGACAACACAUUUAGACCAGCUCUUGGAGUUAGUUCUGGCUGCCCUGAACCAGAACCAGGUCCAGUUCACAUUAAGACCAGGAGUUCAAAUCACAGUCUAUGCUGCACACUUAUCUGCAGCACCCCUAGUGGACACCAGUGAGAACCACAGCAGCUCGGCCAUGCUCAUGCUCCUGUCGGUGGUGGUGGUGGGUUUAGCCGUGUUCCUCAUCUAUAAAUUCAAAAGGAAGAUCCCAGGCCUCCACCUCUAUGCGGCGAUGCAGGACGAAAAAGAGCAAGAAAUGAUCCGGAGUCCAGUGAGCCCGACGGAGAGCACCCCCAGCUGCAGCUCUCAGCGACAGCUUCUCACCUCACCGGAGCCUCUGGACACCGAGGUCAACACACAGCCCAUCGAAUGCAUUAAGUCUCACCCACGUGUCAAAUUCUCUACAGAACUUCCUACGUACAUCGACGUCUGAGUCUGAGUUUCCAGACUAUCAUGCAAAGGACAUUGAACAUCCAGACACAAAGGUUUUAAGCUUUAUACG
This is a messenger RNA of Colossoma macropomum (tambaqui), 3729 nucleotides long. Its product is annotated as VPS10 domain-containing receptor SorCS1. Lineage: Eukaryota; Metazoa; Chordata; Actinopteri; Characiformes; Serrasalmidae. The coding region runs from base 1 to 3660 and encodes 1219 amino acids. Gene Ontology annotation, biological process: post-Golgi vesicle-mediated transport. Gene Ontology annotation, molecular function: protein binding. The record is from RefSeq and is a predicted model, not a curated record. Gene Ontology annotation, cellular component: Golgi apparatus; membrane. The transcript is spliced from 28 exons.